This is a messenger RNA of Microthlaspi erraticum, 579 nucleotides long. The record is from the annotation of a GenBank genome assembly. Lineage: Eukaryota; Viridiplantae; Streptophyta; Magnoliopsida; Brassicales; Brassicaceae.
AUGGCUAGUACUAGAGACAAAGGAAAAGGCAUAGAAGAAGGAUCGUCUCAAACGCAACCGCAAGAACCGCAAAAACCGGAAUCACCUCCUAACCCGCCACCGCUAAGCAGGUACGAGUCACAGAAACGGCGAGACUGGAACACGUUCUGUCAAUACCUGCGUAACCAGCAGCCUCCAGUCCACAUCUCACAGUGCGGCUCGAACCACAUCCUCGAUUUCCUCCAGUACCUCGACCAAUUCGGGAAGACAAAGGUUCAUGUCCACGGAUGCGUUUUCUUCGGACAAGUUGAGCCGGCGGGACAGUGUAACUGUCCUUUGAAACAGGCGUGGGGGAGUUUAGAUGCGUUGAUCGGACGGCUGAGAGCGGCUUACGAGGAGAACGGAGGAUUGCCGGAGAGAAACCCGUUUGCCGGAGGAGGAAUAAGGGUUUUUCUGAGGGAAGUGAGAGAUUCACAGGCGAAGGCAAGAGGAGUUCCGUACAAGAAAAGGAAGAAGAAGAAGAAGAGGAAUCCUAUGAAGACUCAUGAUGCUCAAGAUGGUACUACGGGGACUAGUAGUAACUCCAACUUGCCAUCUUAG